AAAAAAGGAUUUUUUUUUAAAUUAAAGAGCAUCUAUAAAUCAGGAAAUGACAUUAGAUUUACAGGAAAAAAAAAGCGGUGAAAAUGACUUAAUAGAUAAGAAUAAAUUGAAAGAAGUACUCAAAACUCGAAAAAAAGAGAAAAAAUCAAAUAUUAUAUCGGAAACAGGGGAAAAUGAAGAUCAGAAUAAAAAUACUUCUUUAGAAAAUCCUUUAUCUGCUACUUCAGCUAAAGAUAAACCAGUUUUAUUUUCAGAUCUUUCACUUUCUAAACCUACAGAAAAAGCCCUGCAAAACAUGGGAUUUUCAAAAAUGACAGAAGUUCAAGCACGUACAAUACCUAUUCUAAUGUCAGGAAAGGAUGUCUUGGGAGCAGCAAAAACAGGAAGUGGAAAAACAUUGGCAUUUUUGAUUCCUGCUAUUGAAAUUCUAUAUUCUUUAAAAUUUAAGCCAAGAAAUGGCACAGGAAUUAUUAUAAUAUCGCCUACACGUGAACUUGCAUUGCAAAUAUUUGGUGUUGCUAAGGAACUCUUAGAACAUCAUACUCAAACGUUUGGAGUUGUUAUUGGUGGAGCAAAUAGACGAGCAGAAGCAGAAAAAUUAGAAAAAGGUGUUAACCUUUUAGUAGCAACACCAGGAAGACUUUUAGAUCAUUUACAAAAUACAAAAGGCUUCGUUUAUAGAAAUUUAAAAGCACUUAUUAUUGAUGAAGCUGAUCGUAUUCUUGAAAUUGGAUUUGAAGACGAAAUGCGUCAAAUUAUUAAAAUACUUCCUAAUGAAAACAGACAGUCCAUGCUAUUUUCUGCAACUCAAACGACAAAAGUUGAAGAUCUUGCUAGAAUAUCUUUGCGACCUGGUCCUCUUUAUAUCAAUGUGGAUUCAGAUAAAAAAAAAUCAACAGUAGAUGGACUUGAACAGGGUUAUGUUGUUUGUGAUAGUGAUAAGCGCUUUUUGCUCCUUUUUACUUUUCUUAAACGUAAUCUUAAAAAGAAAAUUAUCGUUUUUUUCUCGAGUUGUAAUUCUGUAAAAUAUCACUCUGAAUUGUUAAAUUAUAUUGAUAUUCCUGUUUUGGAUCUUCAUGGAAAACAAAAACAGCAAAAAAGAACAAAUACGUUUUUUGAAUUUUCUAAUGCAAAACAAGGGACUCUUAUAUGUACAGAUGUAGCUGCAAGAGGUUUAGAUAUUCCUGCAGUGGAUUGGAUUGUUCAAUAUGAUCCUCCAGAUGAUCCACGAGACUACAUUCAUCGUGUUGGACGAACCGCUAGAGGGACUGAAGCAAAAGGGAAAAGUCUUAUGUUUCUUGUACCUAGUGAAUUGGGCUUUUUAAGAUACCUUAAAGCAGCAAAAGUUUCUUUAAAUGAAUAUGAAUUCAGUAGAUUGGCAAAUAUUCAAUCUCAGUUAGAAAAGUUAAUUUCAAAAAAUUAUUAUUUAAAUAAAUCAGCAAAAGAUGGAUAUAGGAGUUAUUUGCAAGCAUAUGCGUCAUAUGCUUUAAAAUCAAUAUUCGAUGUUAAUAAUCUUGAUCUUGCUAAAGUAGCAAAAAGCUUUGGAUUUGCUACACCCCCUUCUGUAAACAUUAAUAUUGGCAGUGGAAGCAAAUCUAGUCGUAAAUAUUCUAAAAAUCUUAAGAGAAGCCAUGAUAGUUCUAGAAAUGAACAUUUUAAAAAACAGAAAACCAGUCUUAUACACAAUAGCACAGAAAAUGGAAAAAAUACAUGGAGUAGAUAAAUUAUUUAUUAUAAUAUAAUCUUAGUAUAUAAACGUGGAUCACUAA
Messenger RNA from Pneumocystis carinii B80, 1769 nucleotides. Its product is annotated as ATP-dependent RNA helicase HAS1. Gene Ontology annotation, cellular component: nucleolus. The coding region runs from base 47 to 1723 and encodes 558 amino acids. The record is from RefSeq and is a predicted model, not a curated record. NCBI's taxonomy places the organism in Eukaryota, Fungi, Ascomycota, Pneumocystomycetes, Pneumocystales, Pneumocystaceae. Gene Ontology annotation, biological process: maturation of LSU-rRNA from tricistronic rRNA transcript (SSU-rRNA, 5.8S rRNA, LSU-rRNA). Gene Ontology annotation, molecular function: nucleic acid binding; ATP binding; RNA helicase activity. The transcript has 7 exons.